Panicum hallii is the source of this 2692-nucleotide messenger RNA. Its product is annotated as probable galacturonosyltransferase 7. The record is from RefSeq and is a predicted model, not a curated record. The coding region runs from base 181 to 2106 and encodes 641 amino acids. The transcript has 9 exons. Lineage: Eukaryota; Viridiplantae; Streptophyta; Magnoliopsida; Poales; Poaceae. Gene Ontology annotation, molecular function: polygalacturonate 4-alpha-galacturonosyltransferase activity.
CCAACCAACCAGCAUCCAGUUCAGUCACUGCGCCGCCGGAUCAAAGCACAUCCCGUCGCAACCCAACCCCCGCUCCGCUCGCAACUGCCUCGAACUCGGCAAGCAUUUGGAGCAUUCGGUCGCCUGCAGUGCGAUGAUCAGCGGAGAGGCCGCGGGCGCCGGGAACCCCAGGAGGAGACCAUGAAGGCGCAGCCGCUCCUGCCGGCGGCGUUCAAGAGGCGGAGGGGCCCACGCGUGGCGGUGCUGGCGCUCGUCCUCUGCUCCCUGCUCGUACCCUUCGCCUUCCUCUUCGACCGCGCCCCCUCCGGGUACGUGACGACGGAGGAGCGGCACCGACAGGAGGUCGUUCUGCCUUCGUUGGAUCACGUGGAGAAGAGGGGUAGUCCUGGCGCUAUCAGCGGACGGAGACAGGAUGCACCAGAAAAGAAGAUCCCCAGAGGUAGUGCAGGAGCCAUUCAUCAGCAUGUACCAGAGAAGAGGAUCUCCAAAGGUAGUGAAGGAGUCAUUCAUCAGCACAAGCAAAUUGAUAGCCACUCGACAAGUGGUGGUGCUAAACCAAAAGUUCUUCCAACACCAAAAGUUGAACCGUCAAAGGCUGUGGCGGAAUCAACUCGAGAGACAAGAGAGAUUAACAAAGAUAUACAAGGGCGACAAAAAGGUGCAAAAGCUGAUGAAGUGGAAAAGGCGAAGGCUUGUCAACUUGAAUUUGGAAGUUAUUGUCUCUGGUCCAUAGAGCACAAAGAAGUAAUGAAAGAUUCUAUAGUGAAGAGGCUAAAAGACCAACUAUUUGUAGCACGCUCAUACUAUCCAAGCAUUGCAAAACUUCAAGGACAUGAAGCUCUGACUCAGGAAAUGAAGCAAAACAUACAAGAACAUGAGAGGGUGCUUAGUGUAUCAACAGUCGAUGCUGAUCUACCAUCCUUUAUCAACAAGAGGAUGGAGCAGAUGGAGCGAACAAUCGCGAGAUCCAAAUCUUGCACGGUGGACUGUAAGAAUGUUGACAGGAAGCUUCGCCAGAUACUUGAUAUGACUGAGGAUGAAGCUCAUUUUCAUAUGAAGCAGAGUGCAUUCCUCUACAACCUUGGUGCCCAGACAUUGCAGAAAAGUCAUCAUUGUCUUAAUAUGAGGUUGACGUUAGAAUAUUUCAAAUCAUCUUCGUUGGAUUCAGAUGAUUCUCUUUCUGGCAAGUUCAAUAGUCCAAAAUAUAUGCACUAUGUUAUACUGUCUAAGAACGUUCUUGCGGCUUCUGUAGUGAUCAACUCAACUGUGAGCAGUUGCAAGGAGCCAGACAAUCUUGCUUUUCAUAUCCUAACUGAUGCUCAGAACUUCUAUGCCAUGAAACAUUGGUUUGCCAGGAAUUCAUAUAAAAAUGCAGUUAUCCAUGUCAUAAAUUAUGAAGCCAUUAUUUUGGAGAAGCUGCCAAAGUAUAAUAUCCAGCAGCUGUACUUGCCAGAGGAGUUUCGUGUUCUCAUUAGGAGCAUUAAGCAACCUACUGAGAACACAAGAAUGGAAUACCUGUCACUGUUCAGCCAUUCACAUUUCCUUAUUCCAGAAAUAUUCAAAUAUCUAAACAAGGUGGUUCUGUUGGAUGAUGAUGUAGUUGUUCAACGUGAUCUGUCUUUUUUGUGGAAUAUUGAUAUGGGAGACAAGGUAAUCGGUGCUGUCAAAUUUUGUGGUCUGAAACUGGGUCAAAUGAGAAAUGUGUUGGGCAAAGCAGCAUAUGAUCCCAAGUCAUGUGCAUGGAUGUCAGGGGUGAAUUUGAUUAAUUUGGAUAAAUGGAGAGAACAUAAUGUUACAGAGAACUAUCUGCUGCUCAUGAAAAAGUUCAAAUUCAAGGAUGAGCGAUCUCUGCGGGCAGCAGCAUUUCCUCUAAGCUUGCUAUCCUUCCAACAUCUCAUCUAUCCCCUAGAUGAAAAAUUGACCCUGGCUGGACUUGGAUAUGAUUAUGGAAUUGAUGAAGAGGUUGCUCGGAGAGCCUCAUCAUUGCACUACAAUGGCAACAUGAAACCUUGGCUUGAACUAGGUAUACCGGACUACAAAAAGUACUGGAAGAGGUUUCUUGUUCGAGGAGACCGAUUUAUGGAUGAGUGCAAUGUAAAUCCUUGACACAGGUGGACCUGAAAUCAGAACAAUUGGCAAUAGAUUGCUACAUCUAAUGGCCUCACUAAAGUUUGUGAACUGUCGAUGCAAGACUUCUCAAAAGCUCUGCACCAGAACAACAAACACAGCCGUUAACAGGGAAAGAGGUGCGGUUAUUGGCCAUCAGUGUUGUACCAAGUAGAGGCAGCGGCUUCUGUUCACCGAAAACAAGCUUGAUUGACGAUUUCUGUAUUCUGGGACUAGUCGUAAGUCAGAAUAUGCAGCAAGGAUGGCUGAAUGUGCAUGAGGCUUCAAAUAGCCAGUAGACCUCACCGUCCAGAUUUUUAGAUAGGAUUUUUGAUGAGUCGUGGCACCUUUACUAAAAGUGGUGUGUCACGCUCGUCGAUGCUGAUUUGUUUCUUUUUUUUUCCCUUCUGCCAAUAAGGGCAUACAUGUAUUCUCCUAUAGUCAAUUUUUCGUUCUUAGUCCUCACAUAUUGAUUAUUUACCAAAAUUACAAUCCUGCAAUGGUUGUUCUCCAAACCUACUGACAGCUCUGCUGACAACUUGUAUAUUAUUUGUCCGUGCUUCCUACUGCAGUGCUGCUUGUGCCA